Messenger RNA from Stylophora pistillata, 1529 nucleotides. RefSeq lists its product as uncharacterized. Gene Ontology annotation, molecular function: cytokine binding; cytokine receptor activity. The record is from RefSeq and is a predicted model, not a curated record. Lineage: Eukaryota; Metazoa; Cnidaria; Anthozoa; Scleractinia; Pocilloporidae. Gene Ontology annotation, cellular component: membrane; signaling receptor complex; external side of plasma membrane. Gene Ontology annotation, biological process: cytokine-mediated signaling pathway.
GACUUAUUCCACCAAUCCUCGACAAGCUAGCGUUCACGUGCUGUGAAACCUGUCAAUCGCAUGGGAAAUCGUAAGUGGACAUGAAUUUAAAUGGUUUCAAUGAAUCAGCCAAGCUUCCCAGUCUACGUGCACUGAGAAAUAGUAUCGGAAAUCCAACAGACUUUUUCUUUCCGAUGUACGGUUUCAGAGAUCAAACACAUUUUGCCAAACAGUUUGGUUAUCAAGGGAUAGUUGAAUCACCUGGCAUGGCGUUCAUUGUGAAUACAAACUCCCAGGAUGGCUUGCCAAAUGCUAUCUUGGCGAACAUUGCUUCUUGCUGGCCAGCGGUCAUGCUUGCUAUGGCUUUUACGUAUAUAGCAGGCCUGGGAGUUUGGACAGUGGAAUCGCGUUGUAACCCAGACUUCCCUCCAUCUUUCGUCGAAGGAGCACCUGAAGGCUUUUAUUGGUCAUUUGUCUCUAUGACAACGGUUGGAUAUGGCGAUCGUUCACCGAUAUCAGUUGUAGGGAGAUUUUGUGCCAUUAUCAUUAUCCUCUGCGGACUGAUAAUCUUUGGUAUUGUGACAAGUGUCAUGACAACGGCUAUUACGACUGUCACCAUGGAAACCGACUACAAACUAUACGGAGCCAAGGUAGCAGCAAUCGAUGGAUCUCCGGAGUACAGAAUGGGAGUGAGGAAGAAUGCUCGAUUGGACGAAGAUCAAGAGUAUCACACGCUCAAUGAUAUCUACAAAGCUCUAAAUGAACAACAAGUUAUUGGGGCCUUGAUAGAUACAUACAGUGCUGGAAGCAGCAAGAUGUUAUUUGACCAAGAACAUUUACGAGUGAAUAAGAUCCUGGAUUACUCAGCUACCUAAGGAGUUGUGAUGGGCAGUGAAGCCAAAAAACUACGGCGCUGUUUCAAACAUUACAUUGAAAAGGCUCUGGCUAGUGAGAUUGCACAUCAUGUACAGAAAAAUACUGAACAGUUGCAGGAGCCAGCUGAGUCACUCCCAGUAGAAAGGUCCACAGGGUUGUUUGACAGUCGCACUGCGUUAUUUGAAAAAUCAUUGCUGGUCAGCGGCUUCCUGUUAACAACGUUUUUGCUUUGUGGCAUUACAUGGGAAAUAAUUCGAUGCAUCAGGGAAAGAUCAAAAAUUUAUCCAUUAGCUUUAAGACAGAAGUUUGGAAUGAUGGCUGAGAUGAAAGCGCUUGUGGAAACUUUUAACGAGAACAUUCGCGUGAUUCAAGUGAACUUGGCACGAAGACAUUACCGAGAAAGAAAACAGGUACUGAAGAAUUACAAACAGAUGCCGAAGGAGGACUUGCUAUCAAUAGCUGACAUUUAAUCUCAGGAACUUGUAAAUAGUUUUGAUUCAGAAUCUCGUUUGCAAGAGGAGAGAGAACAUGAGGCAGAUUGUUGAUGAUGAUGAUGAUGACGAUGAUGAUGGUGUUAAUGUUUUGAUAAUCCAUUGCCUCUUGAUUGAGGUCGUACAUAAAAAAAAGUCUUUCUAUAUGAUUACGCAAUUACUGGUGAACCAGUAGUUUCCAUU